AUGGAUUUUCAAUCCAUGUUUGCGAUUUGCGCUAGCAAUCAGGAAGAAUACGAAAGUGACAGUGAGAAUGAAGAAGAUUUGCAAGUUGGUUCAGUAUUUUUAUAUGGAGUUAAGAUAAUUUCUCUUACCAUUGAAAAACAAGAAAGAUUAUGUUUAGCUCAAAUUAGUAAUACUCUACUAAAAGCAUUUAGCUACAAUGAAAUACAUAAUAGAAGAGUAGCAUUAGGAAUAACGUGUAUUCAAUGCACUCCAGCUCAACUAGAAAUUUUAAGACGAGCAGGUGCUAUGCCUGCAUCUUCAAGAAGAUGUGGAAUGAUAACUCGUCGAGAAGCUGAGCGGCUUUGUAAUUCGUUUUUGGCAAAUUCUACACCACCAAGGUUACCCGAAGAUUUUACGUUUAUGGUAUAUCACGAAUGUGCUUGGGGAUGUAAAGGAAUUUUUAUGCCUUCUAGAUAUAAUAGUUCACGAGCCAAGUGCAUAAAAUGUACUAUUUGCGGAAUUUUUUUUUCUCCUAAUAAAUUUAUUUUUCAUUCUCAUAGAAUUGAUAUUAACGAUAAGUACACCGAGCCAGAUGCAGCUAAUUUUAAUUCUUGGCGAAGGCAUAUGAAGCUUUUAGGUAACCCUUCUGAUGAUGUAAUCCAUUCGUGGGAAGAUGUGAAAGCAAUGUUUAAUGGAGGCACCCGAAAAAGAAUAAGUUUGAAUGGUCAAACAAAGUCGAGCUAUGAUUCUUCGCAAAAUAUGAGAGUAUUAGAAAAAAAAAACUACAAACCAGUGACUCACGUACCAAUGACAGGGUUAACAUCCAAGUAUUUUGAAACACAACGUAAAGUCUCUUCUUAUUCAGAUAUUACUUUGAAAUUAACAGGUAGAGGAGUUUUUGAUUACGUUUUAGAUCAGAAUGCAUCUUAUAAUGAAGAAAAUUUUGAAAAAAGUCAUAAGUAUUCUGUAUUUACAUGCUUGCCAUGGAUCACUAAAAGAAACUCUAUACGGCUUAAUUGUUCAACGAAAAGCUUGUGUAGUGGAGAAACUGGAUCUCCACAAAUCGUUUCGGCAUUUAACGAUCAAAUAAAUAAAUCAGCAUUCCAACCAGUAAUUAGCAAUUCGUUUGAUGAGAUGAAAAUACAAACGUCUGUACAAUCUUUAAAAACAUCGGUACCUCUUCAACACAAGGCAGAACCGAUAGUUACGGAUGAUGAGAUUGAUGUUGAAACCAUAGACAUACAAUUGAAAAAAAAACAUUAUUCUUCAGACUAUUUAAGCUCAACAAAGAUCGAACAUGGAGCUUUGGAUUUGUUCCAAAAAUCUCGAAACAUAGGAAAUAAUUUUAUAAAAAUUGACACGACCUAUUUAAAUAAUAUGCACGAGCAUAAAGAAGCCUUUCAUAAUGAGCAUAAGGAAAUAUUUGAAAAUUAUAUCAGACUAAACAACACUUUGAGUGUUGUGUACUAG
Trichogramma pretiosum is the source of this 1449-nucleotide messenger RNA. RefSeq names its product ski-like protein (gene fuss). Gene Ontology annotation, molecular function: DNA-binding transcription factor activity, RNA polymerase II-specific; SMAD binding; RNA polymerase II cis-regulatory region sequence-specific DNA binding. The transcript has 6 exons. NCBI's taxonomy places the organism in Eukaryota, Metazoa, Arthropoda, Insecta, Hymenoptera, Trichogrammatidae. The coding region runs from base 1 to 1449 and encodes 482 amino acids. Gene Ontology annotation, cellular component: nucleus; transcription regulator complex. The record is from RefSeq and is a predicted model, not a curated record. Gene Ontology annotation, biological process: negative regulation of BMP signaling pathway; negative regulation of transcription by RNA polymerase II.